This is a messenger RNA of Onychomys torridus (southern grasshopper mouse), 2736 nucleotides long. It is a transcript of the gene Rxrb, whose product is annotated as retinoid X receptor beta. NCBI's taxonomy places the organism in Eukaryota, Metazoa, Chordata, Mammalia, Rodentia, Cricetidae. The transcript has 10 exons. Gene Ontology annotation, cellular component: nucleus; RNA polymerase II transcription regulator complex. The coding region runs from base 256 to 1836 and encodes 526 amino acids. Gene Ontology annotation, biological process: cell differentiation; retinoic acid receptor signaling pathway; anatomical structure development. Gene Ontology annotation, molecular function: nuclear steroid receptor activity; nuclear receptor activity; retinoic acid-responsive element binding. The record is from RefSeq and is a predicted model, not a curated record.
GGAGACCGCCUCCUCCUCCGUUUCCACCUCGGCGAGGGGGCGGGAGCUGGCGACGAGACUUCCCGUCUGUACAAAGAUGGCGGCCGCUUCGGGGCUGUCACCGGGGUGCCGAGCCGAGCGCGGCGCCUGAGUCGCGCUGCCGCCGGCCGCAGCCCGCUCGCCUCGGCCGCGUCCCCGCGCGCCCCGGGCCCCCCGCUCAGCCCCCCUGCGCGUCCCUGGCGCCUCUCCGGCCGCCCGGUCCUCGGCCCCGGCGUCAUGUCUUGGGCGGCCCGUCCGCCCUUCCUCCCGCCGCGGCAUGCCGCGGGGCAGUGUGGGCCGGUGGGGGUGAGAAAAGAGAUGCAUUGUGGGGUCGCGUCCCGGUGGCGGCGGCGGCGGCCCUGGCUGGAUCCCGCGGCGGCGGCGGCGGCGGCCGGAGAGCAGCAAAGCCCGGAGCCGGAGCCGGAGCCGGGGGAGGCUGGCCGGGACGGGAUGGGCGACAGCGGGCGGGAUUCCCGAAGCCCAGACAGCUCAUCCCCAAAUCCCCUUUCCCAGGGGAUCCCUCCCUCUUCUCCUCCUGGCCCACCUCUUACCCCUUCAGCACCUCCACCUCCAAUGCCACCCCCUCCACUGGGCUCCCCCUUCCCAGUCAUCAGUUCUUCCAUGGGGUCCCCCGGUCUGCCCCCUCCGGCUCCCCCAGGAUUCUCCGGGCCUGUCAGCAGUCCUCAGAUUAACUCCACGGUGUCGCUCCCUGGGGGUGGGUCUGGCCCCCCUGAAGAUGUGAAGCCACCGGUCUUAGGGGUCCGAGGCCUGCAUUGUCCACCCCCACCAGGCGGCCCUGGGGCUGGCAAACGGCUAUGUGCAAUCUGCGGGGACCGGAGCUCAGGCAAGCACUAUGGAGUUUACAGCUGUGAGGGCUGCAAGGGUUUCUUCAAACGCACCAUCCGGAAGGACCUGACCUACUCCUGCCGUGACAACAAAGACUGCACAGUGGACAAGCGUCAGCGGAACCGCUGUCAGUACUGCCGCUACCAGAAGUGCCUGGCCACCGGCAUGAAGAGGGAGGCGGUCCAGGAGGAGCGGCAGCGGGGGAAAGACAAAGACGGGGAUGGGGACGGGGCCGGGACAGCCCCUGAGGAGAUGCCUGUGGACAGGAUCCUGGAGGCAGAGCUUGCUGUGGAGCAGAAGAGCGACCAAGGCGUUGAGGGCCCUGGGGGAACCGGCGGCAGCGGCAGCAGCCCCAAUGACCCAGUGACUAACAUCUGCCAGGCAGCUGACAAACAGCUGUUCACACUCGUUGAGUGGGCGAAGAGGAUCCCACACUUCUCCUCCCUACCUCUGGAUGACCAGGUCAUAUUGCUACGGGCAGGCUGGAAUGAGCUCCUCAUUGCUUCCUUCUCCCACCGGUCCAUCGAUGUCCGAGAUGGCAUCCUCCUGGCCACAGGUCUUCACGUGCACAGAAACUCAGCCCAUUCCGCAGGCGUGGGAGCCAUCUUUGAUCGGUCCCUCUCCAGGGUGCUGACAGAGCUAGUGUCCAAAAUGCGUGACAUGAGGAUGGACAAGACAGAGCUUGGCUGCCUGCGGGCAAUCAUUCUGUUUAAUCCAGAUGCCAAGGGCCUCUCCAACCCUGGAGAGGUGGAGGUCCUGCGGGAAAAGGUCUAUGCGUCCCUGGAGACCUACUGCAAGCAGAAGUACCCCGAGCAGCAAGGCCGGUUCGCCAAGCUGCUGCUACGUCUUCCUGCCCUGCGCUCCAUCGGCCUCAAGUGUCUGGAGCACCUGUUCUUCUUCAAGCUCAUUGGCGACACCCCCAUUGACACCUUCCUCAUGGAGAUGCUCGAGGCUCCCCACCAGCUGGCCUGAACACAGACCACGCAUGUGCUCCCCAGCGGUGGGGAGCACCGUGGAAGAGGACUUGAUUGAGCCUGCGCAGGGUGGGAGGGGCCAGGGGCUCAGCCAGAGCCGGGGCAGAUGGUGCAGAGGAGGGGACCCCUGCAGCCUGCACGGCAUCUGGCGACCCUUUAGGGCUGGCCUGGUCUCCAAGUCAGAGGGGGCCCAGAUCCCUGUGAUGACUGCACGUCUACCUUCAGUGGCCUUGAGUCUCUGAAUUGGCCGGGGUCGCCCAUGAUGUGGGCCAUCCUGGCUCCCCCAGCACAAAGCACUGGCCCUGGUCCGGGGGCUCCGCUCCCUCCUCAUCCUGCCUCACUCCCUUCUGAAGAGUGGAAUGGAGCUCCCCUAGAAAGGGUGUUGCGGGGCAGGCCCCCCAAGCUGAUGGUCUUGGGGGCAGGGGGAGGGGCAUCCUCCUGUCUCCUGCAGUCAGACCGAGGAAUAAAGGCGGUGGUGAAGGGGCCGGUGGAGAUGGGGACCGACUGCUAUUUUUAAUUUCCUGUGAGGAGAGGCUGGGGGUUAGACUCAAAGAAGUACUGUACAUCCCCAGGUUGGCUCAAAUGCCAGGGCCAGAGUGGUGCGUGGGCAAGGAGGCCCCUCAGGUGGUCUGCCCCUGUGGCUCUCCCGGUGGGUGCUGCCUUCCCCAUCUCACUGGCUCCUGGAAGGGUCUGGGCUGUGAGGGGUGCUGGUUUGGGUGGCCUUUCCUUUUACAGCUGUCCCUGUUCCUCAGCACACAGGCUGGGGACAGAAUUGACAGGGGUGGCCAGCCUUCAGAGAUGGGUGCUGGGCUGCAUGGUUUUGCCCUGGGUCUCUUUUUGGGGGGAGGGCCCCUCCCCCUCUUUCACUCGCACAUAAAAUCGCUUUCCAGUUAAAAUA